UCUUUAAAUUCAUGAAGUGUGUGUGUACACACUAUAUUAUAGUCAUAUAAUAUUAGACGUACCUGAAAUGAAUGCGUGUAAGACCCGCUUCAUACGUGAACUGAUGGCUAGCUAUCGCUCAUCGUCCCUGCAGCCAUCUGACGUCGAGACGAUCACCGACCUCAAGUCCCGUGUGCUGGAUAUUGCCAUCCGCUGCGUUAAUAAGGGCCAUAUCAGUCUCUUUGGUUCCCAUGUCAGCGGUUUCUGCAAGCCAGACUCCGAUGCGGAUAUGUCCCUCACCUACCGCAACUUUUCACCGUGGUUGCAGGGAAUCGAGCGUGUAGAUGACCAGAACAACAAGCGUCUCAUUCGUUUCGCAAAGGAAGCAUCCGCAAUGGGCAUGGAGAAUGUGCGUUUCAUUCGCGCCCGCAUACCGGUGGUUCAAUUCGUCGAUGUUGUUAGUGGGAUUCACUGUGACGUAAGCAUCGGCAAUUUGGGUGGCAUCGAGAAUUCUAAAAUUUUAGCAGCCAUUCGGGGUAUCUAUCCUGACUUCUACGGCGCAUACAUUUAUGCGGUCAAGGAGUGGGGAAAGGCACGAGAGGUGAUUGCGCCUGAUAAAGGUACAUUCAACAGCUUUACCAUGACAACCAUGGCCCUGAUGGUCCUUCAGGAGCUGAUGCUGUUACCUGUUUUUAGUGCACCUACUGGGAAAUUCGGUGAGCUCACGCUGCCAGAUGCUCUGCAAGCGAUAGAUUCCUUCUCACUCCCGCCCAUCUACAAUGAGAUGAGUGGGGAUGAUGAAAAGCUUGGUGAGGCGGUUUAUUUUUGUUUGACUAAGUUUGCGGAGUACUACAGUGCCUUUGACCUUAAAAAUGGAACUGUGAGUCUCAUGCACCCACGCCAACAUCGACAUAUUUAUGCACAAAUGGCCAAGAAGUAUCUGCAGCUUUUUGAGGCGCAUAAGCGUACUGAGUGGAUCAAACACUUGGAGGCGCAUCCAGAGGAUGGUCCGUUUAACGAAAAAGCUUUAGAGGAGGCUAUGAAACACGAAGUCAUCCAACGCCCGUGUGCUACGCCUUUUAUUGUUCAAGAUUUUGUGAAUUUUGUGAACUGUGGCCGGCGGGUGGCAUCCAAUCGAGUUGCACACAUCCACACAGAACUUCAGCGGCUCAAGUCUAUGCUCUUGAACGAAUCCCAAGUUACGUAUGCGGCGGUAUUUGAGAAGAGCAAUGUCGUGCCAAGCGCCUAUCCGCCAGGUCGCCAUGAUCCUCGUGUACAAAAAUUUUGA
This is a messenger RNA of Phytomonas sp. EM1, 1267 nucleotides long. Lineage: Eukaryota; Euglenozoa; Kinetoplastea; Trypanosomatida; Trypanosomatidae. The record is from the annotation of a GenBank genome assembly.